AUUCCAACCCUGAUACUCUGUGAGUCAUCUCUUAUUAAAAAUUCUCCUCUCUGAAUUCUGAAUUCUGAAAUCUGAUACUCAUAUCACACGCAUGUUUCUCACUCCAUCAAGUUGCAUUAUUUUUUAAUGAAACCAUGAAGCUUUUGAUACUCUCAUAGCAGACAUUACCACAGCCUUUUUAAUUUACCACCCUUAAACUAAUCUUCACUGUUCUCUUCUUUCAUAACACACACACACACACUUUCUCAAUUAUUCAAUUCCCCUUCUUUUCAUUUUCCUUAUAAAUUUUCCUCCUUUUUUUGUCCCUUAACCAUUCAUAACAAAACUUUCUAAACACCAAAAUGCAUAGCAGAGAAAGGAGAAGAACACCUUCUUUCUCUUCUAUUCUUCUCGACAACAUUUAUCGUUCCAUCGACGAAUCGAAAACCGAUCUUGUUCAUGAGGAAAACCAUGAUAAUAAAACCAACAAACACAGAGAAAAAGGUUGCAUUGGAAAACAAAGAAUGAAUCUUCGGCAAGCUGUGAUGAUAGAAGAUUGGUUGGAUAAGAACACAAGUUCAAGCUCCUCAGAAUGUAGCUCUGGAGGAAUCUUUUCAUCCUCAGAAACAGAUUCAACCAACAUUAACAAACCAAGAUCAAGACCUCAAAAACAUAUGAAUCAUGAUAGCAAUUCACAGCGACAACAACAACAUCAGAAGAAGAAGAAGAAGAAGAAGCAACAACCAUGGGAAGAUGGUUUUACAAGAACAAAGUUGAAAGCUUUGAAAAUCUAUGGUGAAUUGAAUCAAAAAGUGAGACAACCAAUUUCACCCGGGAGUAAAAUAGCUACAUUUCUUAGCUCAAUUUUCAACUCACAAAAUGUGAAGAAAGCCAAAAUGUGUUACGUUGGUGCUGUUGAAGAUGUUAGUUUUGAUCACAAAUCUAAGUCACCUUGUUUCUCUUCCACUGUUUCAUCUUUUUCUACAAGGUCUUGCAUGACCAAAACAACCUCAAAAUCAAACAAUGGUGUCAAAAGGUCUGUUAGAUUCUACCCUGUUAGCGUAAUCCUAGGUGAGGAUUCUGAAACCAAACAACAAACUAGUGUUCGAAAGAUUACCAAAUGUUCUUCAGUAAAGGAGGCCAAGAAUAUUAACAGUGUUAUUUUGAAAAAAGAAAAUGGAGAUGAAGCAAUAGUGCAUGGUUUUAUGAAGGGUUAUAAUAAAAGUUGUGAUAAAGGUGAAUUUGAUUUUAGAGGGUUUUAUAAUAACGGUGAAGAUGAUAAUGAAGAAGAUGAAGAUGACGAUGAUGAUGCUGUGAGUUAUUCGAGUUCGGAUUUGUUUGAGCUUGAUCAUCUUAUUGGAGGUGAAAGGUAUCAAGAAGAGCUUCCAGUUUAUGAAACUACAAAUUUAGAAACUAAUAAGGCCAUUGCUAAUGGUCUAUGUUUGUAGUUUUCUUAAAAUAAAUUAAUUGUAAUUAUUUUUUAUUUUGUUUUGGGGACUCAAUCUAUAAACGAUUCAUUUGUUCUGUUUUUCAUGGAAAUUUAUUUCAUUAUUUAGAUUAGAUGGUGUUUUAGACUCUAUGCAUGCUAGGAGUGUUUUGUUAUUUUAUUUAUUUAUAAAUUUUGGAUAAUUAACUAUGUGUGGAUUA
Cicer arietinum (chickpea) is the source of this 1626-nucleotide messenger RNA. RefSeq names its product protein BIG GRAIN 1-like B. NCBI's taxonomy places the organism in Eukaryota, Viridiplantae, Streptophyta, Magnoliopsida, Fabales, Fabaceae. Gene Ontology annotation, biological process: auxin-activated signaling pathway. The record is from RefSeq and is a predicted model, not a curated record.